Monoraphidium neglectum is the source of this 648-nucleotide messenger RNA. RefSeq names its product splicing factor, component of the U4/U6-U5snRNP complex. NCBI's taxonomy places the organism in Eukaryota, Viridiplantae, Chlorophyta, Chlorophyceae, Sphaeropleales, Selenastraceae. The record is from RefSeq and is a predicted model, not a curated record. Bases 1 to 648 code for a protein of 215 amino acids. Gene Ontology annotation, biological process: mRNA splicing, via spliceosome. The transcript has 5 exons.
AUGAUCGGCAGGGCGCUGCCCACGGCGCCUGGGCAGAAGGUCGAUUUCAACGCGCUCAAGGCGCCCUCCAACUAUGUGCCCGGGCUGGGGCGUGGAGCCACGGGCUUCACCACCCGAUCAGAUAUCGGUCCUGCUCGUGGAGGUCCCACACCCGGCGACGGCGGAGGGGACAAGGAUGGUGGCGACGACGAGCAGAAGUUUGACGCGUUCAUGGGGGCGGACGCGGGCGUGUUUGCCGGGGGCGAGUACGACGAGGACGACCGGGAGGCUGACAGGAUCUGGGAGGGCAUUGAUGACCACAUGGACGAGAGGAGGAGGCGGCGCGUCCCCUGGCGCGGCCCUCCCCCGCUGCCCCCGCCCCCCGGGGCGGACGCCGGCGGCGGGGGCCAUGACAGCGCGCAGGGGGCCGCGCGCUGCCCGGCGCCGCGGGACGAGCGGGCGGCGGGGCCUGCUGUCAUGGCGGGCCCCCCUGCCACACGUGUGGACUUGAAAGCGGAUCUGAGGGCGUCGCGCGGCUCUGAGAAGCGUGAGGCACUGAUGAAGGAGCGCAUUGAGAAGUACCGCGCGGAGAACCCCAAAAUCACGGAGCAGUUUGCGGAUUUGAAACGACAGCUGGCGGAGGUGCGCCCGGCGCGAUGGCGGGAGUGA